Morchella importuna is the source of this 1077-nucleotide messenger RNA. RefSeq lists its product as uncharacterized. Gene Ontology annotation, cellular component: cytoplasm. The record is from RefSeq and is a predicted model, not a curated record. The transcript has 6 exons. Gene Ontology annotation, molecular function: glutamine synthetase activity. Bases 1 to 1077 code for a protein of 358 amino acids. NCBI's taxonomy places the organism in Eukaryota, Fungi, Ascomycota, Pezizomycetes, Pezizales, Morchellaceae.
AUGACGGACUCAACAACCAUCUCUAACACUGCCAACCUUCUCAAGUACCUUAACCUUGACCAGAAGGGCAGCGUACAAGCCGAGUACAUCUGGAUCGAUGGAUCCAAUGGUGUGAGGAGCAAGACCAAGACUCUCAGCAAAAAGCCAGAGUCUAUUGAGGACCUUCCAGAAUGGAACUUCGACGGAUCUUCCACCAACCAGGCUCCUGGCGAGGACUCUGAUGUCUACCUCCGCCCCGUGGCCACCUUCCCCGAUCCAUUCCGCGGUGGCGACAACCUUCUCGUCUUGGCUGAGUGCUGGAACGCCGAUGGUGCCCCUAACAAGUUCAACUACCGCCACGAGUGCGCCAAGCUCAUGGAGGCCCACAAGGACCAGAAGCCUUGGUUUGGUCUUGAACAGGAGUACACCCUCUUUGACGAGUACGGUCAACCCUACGGAUGGCCCAAGGGUGGUUUCCCCGGUCCUCAGGGUCCUUACUACUGUGGUGUCGGUACUGGAAAGGUUUACUGCCGUGACAUUGUUGAGGCCCACUACCGUGCCUGCUUGUACGCCGGAAUCAAGAUAUCUGGUAUCAACGCAGAGGUUCUCCCAUCCCAGUGGGAGUUCCAGGUUGGACCUUGUGAAGGCAUUGAAAUGGGUGACCACCUGUGGAUGUCCCGUUACCUCCUUCAGCGUGUUGCUGAGGAGUUCGGUGUAAAGAUCUCUUUCCACCCUAAGCCCAUCCCUGGUGACUGGAACGGCUCUGGUCUCCACACCAACGUCUCUACUGAGGCGAUGAGGAACGAGGGAGGAAUGAAGCACAUCGAGGAGGCCAUCCACAAGCUCGCCAAGCGUCACAAGGAGCACAUCGCCGUCUACGGUGACGACAACACUCUCCGUCUUACUGGCAGACACGAGACCGGCUCAAUUGACAACUUCUCAUACGGUGUUGCCGAUCGUGGUUCUUCAAUCCGUAUCCCCAGGUCAUGUGCCAAGGAGGGUUUCGGAUACUUCGAGGAUCGUCGCCCUGCUUCCAACGCCUGCCCCUACCAGAUCACUGGUAUCAUGAUCGAGACCAUCUGUGGUGGUCUCGAGUAA